Molecule: messenger RNA, 717 nt
Organism: Tripterygium wilfordii
Lineage: Eukaryota; Viridiplantae; Streptophyta; Magnoliopsida; Celastrales; Celastraceae
Exons: 3
Coding region: 150-494 (114 amino acids)
Source: RefSeq, a predicted model, not a curated record
GAUUUAGUCGUCGUCUCGAGUGUUCAACAGUGCGGAAUGUUUUAAUGGCAGUUUGAUUUUCUUUUCCUAACUGUGGAUGGAUAUGGAUUCGAUGUUAGUUUAACAAACAAUAAACCUCGAAUUGAGGAGAUCGUCCAGUCAAACACUCCAUGCCAGAAAGCGAGAAUCCCAAGAUGGAGCAAGAAGAAGAAGAGAAACAACCUAAUUCUUCUUCUCCUCCUCCUCCUACUUCCGCUGAUGAUCCUCCAUCUGAGCAACCAUCAACACAAACCAAUGCUCCUCCUUUUGAUCCCAGUCGAAUGAUCGGUAUCAUCAAGAGGAAGGCAUUGAUAAAAGAGUUAGCUGCUGUCUAUCAUGCACAGUGCCUCUCGUACUGUCAGGAACUUUUGGAACUUCAAAAGAAAUGGGAAGAGCCAUUUGUGGAUACCAAAACUCCUGAUGAUUCCAGAAAAGAGACGACGAGGCGCUCAAAACGUGUAAAGAAGUCGCGCUAAGCCCAUCUUAAUAUAUUUGCAUCCUGCUUUAGCUCACAGUAAUUAUUGUAGGUUCCUUGCACUGGUCUGACUAUAUUGAAUUUUUAGUUUGUGGGGGUCACAACUCAUACGUGUGUAUUGCCCCUUUUUUCCAUGACAUCAGAAUUCGCAAAUUCCCUUCAAUCAAAUAUGAAAUCCUGCAAUAUUUUGAUAAUUUCCUGCAAUAUUAAAAUUUCCCCCAAUA